AUGUUCCUGGAGAACUAUUCCCGUGUCCUCGCUGGGGUCAUGAUGUGUAUGAUCUUCGCACAGCAAGGAUACAGUGCAUGUAUUCCCUCCUAUGGAUCUAGCAAGCGGCAUAAUCGAGAGGGCUAUGAGAGCCACGCGCCAGAAAGUACAUUGCCAGCAAGUCCAGUUAUAGCUUCUCACUUAGACACCAACCCAACCCCUACGAAGGGCAUUGUUCCUACCUUUACUCCUACAACCUCCCCAGAUGCACCUAAAGUGUCUGGAAUCAGAGCGACGAGCGGGGAUCUUAUCAUUCCAUUCUAUCUUUACCCAUCGGAGGGAGCCUGGACUCCGAUGAUAGAGUUGAUCAAGGCCAAUCCCGAUGUCAAGUUCACCAUCAUCAUUAACCCGGACAAUGGCCCAGGAUCGACUGCGCUGCCUGACGAGAACUUCUUGGCUGCUGUUCCUAAGCUCACGGCUCACGACAAUGCGCUGGUGAUUGGCUACGUCCGUACUGACAAGGGCUCUCGCGAUAUUGCUGAAGUGAAGAAGGACAUUGAAACAUAUGCAGGAUGGGCAUCUGCUAGCGGAGACACAUCGUUCACGGUGCAUGGGAUUUUCCUAGACGAGGCGCCCUCCAAGUAUCAUGAAAAUACUGUUACUUAUUUCAAAGACCUCACUUCGCACAUCAAGGAGGCGAAGGGACUGGGGCCGAGCAAUUAUGUGAUUACGAAUCCCGGGGCUGUCCCUGAUGCUGCCUACCUUGAAAUCCCGGACUCGACUGUCAUUUUUGAAUCGCCUUAUAGCGAGUUUCAACAGGCCUGGUCCUCGGACGUGUUUCAAAGCAUCCUCGGGCAGGAUCUCAGUCGCUUUGCAUCCAUGGUCUAUGAUGUCCCUAGCGACGUAGAUAUUUCGACAGUCCUAACCCAGCUGCGCGCCAUCUCCAGCCAGACCUAUAUCAGCAAUCUAGACACAUACCAGGCCUUUGACUCGGCAUGGCACAAGGUGGUGUCUCUCCUCAGUGUUUGA
Molecule: messenger RNA, 1008 nt
Organism: Aspergillus clavatus NRRL 1
Lineage: Eukaryota; Fungi; Ascomycota; Eurotiomycetes; Eurotiales; Aspergillaceae
Product: spherulation-specific family 4 protein
Exons: 3
Coding region: 1-1008 (335 amino acids)
Source: RefSeq, a predicted model, not a curated record